Messenger RNA from Thunnus maccoyii (southern bluefin tuna), 3059 nucleotides. RefSeq names its product homeodomain-interacting protein kinase 1-like. The coding region runs from base 501 to 2618 and encodes 705 amino acids. NCBI's taxonomy places the organism in Eukaryota, Metazoa, Chordata, Actinopteri, Scombriformes, Scombridae. The record is from RefSeq and is a predicted model, not a curated record. Gene Ontology annotation, biological process: peptidyl-serine phosphorylation; intrinsic apoptotic signaling pathway in response to DNA damage by p53 class mediator; peptidyl-threonine phosphorylation. The transcript has 14 exons. Gene Ontology annotation, cellular component: PML body; nucleus; cytoplasm. Gene Ontology annotation, molecular function: SMAD binding; protein serine/threonine kinase activity; transcription coactivator activity.
UACCUGCUAACACACAUAAUAUUUAGUCGCUGUCUGGUAAAAAAAAUUAUAUCUCCAUUCUGGGGGUAUAUCACUUGAAGCAUUACAUGCUGGAUGAAAAAAUUCUCAAACAUCAGGGCCAAACCAAAAGUGGUUUGUGACAGGUCUAAAACCAAGGCUGAGUUAACAGAUAAAAUAAUACAAUAAAUAAAAUUGUACAUGAGUAGUGUGAUCAUAUGUUAUUUGUAUACAGUAUAUCUGUGUUCAUUUGGUUUUAGUUCUUUUGGUGCCCAUUUGCAUAUUUUGGAACCAUGUUGUAUGACACAGCUCUAGAAUAUUACACCAUAGUGAGAUUCUAGAACUCAUGUCCCAUAUGAGGAUUUUCUGUGUUCAAGUUUACAUUUUACUUUGGACCAACAUGAAGAGUUGAAACGCAAACAAAAUCAACCUCUGGACGAAUCCAAAAAACUCAACUGAUUGAGAAUCUUACGUGAUACAGCAAUCAAGACAAUCAGUUCAUCAUGAAAAGGAACAAAUACAAACGCAACAUCAUGAGCACUCUCUACCCAUUACCCAGCAACUAUAAGCUGUUGACUUUUCUGGGACAGGGAGGCUUUGGAGAGGUGCUGAAAUGCAUUAAACAGGACACUAAAGAGACUGUUGCUGUAAAGAUCCCACAACACGGCUGCAGCUUAAGCAAUGAAUUGAGUCUAUUGAACUACUUCAAGUGGAAGAACCUGGACGAGUGCAACAUUGUCAGGUUUAUUGAUUCGUUCCUGCUAAGAGACAACAGAUGUGCUCUGGUGUUCGAGAUGCUGGAUAUGACCUUAAGGGACUUCUUAUUCUACCAGAGGGACUUUAUCCCUUUGUAUUUACAUGAAGUCAGGAGUGUAGUCCAACAGAUGGCCACAGCAUUACAUGCACUGAAGACUCUUAAAGUGAUCCAUUCAGACAUAAAGUUGGACAAUAUUAUGCUGGUGGAUCGAGAAGCACAGCCCCUCACGGUGAAGCUCAUUGACUUUGGAUUAGCUUUUCGCACUUCUAUAGCCAAGCAGGGGGGCACUCACCAAGCAACACAGUAUAGGGCUCCAGAAAUUAUUAUAGGACUCCCAUUUUCAGAGGCCAUUGACAUGUGGUCUCUGGGUGUUGUGAUGGGGUUCAUGGUGCUCGGUGACGCGCUCUUCCCGGGGAACAGUGAAUAUGAUACAAUGCGAUGCAUAGUUGAGCUCCUUGGUGUUCCCCCAGACCAUCUUCUGUGUGCUGGGAUGUAUUCAACGGACUAUUUUGUCAAAAGGUCUACAGGUCACUGGAGACUGAAGAGACCUCAGGAGUACUGGGGCAAAUACACACCUCCCGGUGCCUACAGGGCCUACCAUUUUCGCAACCUGGACGAUGUGGAAACAUUGCCCCUGGUGAACCUGAAAAUGGUGGAGGCUGAUGAAAGGAAGGAGUGCAUCGAUCUGCUGAAGGCAAUGCUUCGACUAGAUAGUAACGAGAGGAUAACUCCCAGUGAAGUCCUUGCUCAUCCGUUCAUCACAAGGGGCACCCUAAAGCAUAGCUCAGACCAUGAAACUUUGGAGUCCAGUACCAGCCAGGCAGCUGAUCCAGGAACCAGCCAGGGAGCUGAUCCAGGAACCAGCCAGGCAGCUGAACCAGGAAACAGCCAGGCAGCUGAACCAGGAACCAGCCAGGCAGCUGAACCAGGAAUAAGCCAGGGAACUGAACCAGGAACAAGCCAGGCAGCUGAACCAGAAAACAGCCAGGCAGCUGAACUAGGAAUAAGCCAGGGAACUGAAUCAGGAAUCAGCCAGGCAGCUGAACCAGGAACAAGCCAGGGAACUGAACCAGGAACCAGCCAGGCAGCUGAGCCAGGCACAAUCCAGGGAACUGAACCAGGAACCAGCCAGGCAGCUGAACCAGAAAACAGCCAGGCAGCUGAACCAGGAGCAAGUCAGGGAACUGAACCACGAACCAGCCAGGCAGCUGAAUCAGGAACCAGCUGGGCAGCUGAACCAGGAACCAGCCUGCUUAAUAAGACCAAGGAGAGCAAGGUUGAUGAGAGCAGUGUAGAUGGAACCCUUGGAAUAACAACAUUACCACCGGGUAUUAUCUUUGUUCAACCUCCACCAACUGCUUGCGGCCUGUCAUGGGAAGAGGAAGGGGAAUGGAAGUAUGAAACCUGCAUAAGUGAAAACCCAGGAUCAUCAUCUCCAUUCCGAACUUCUUACAGUUUGUCUUGGGAUGAGGAAAAGGAAUGGGAGUAUGAAACUUGCACGAGUGGAUCCGAUGGAUCAGUUUCACCAACAAUACCUCCAGGUGUUAUCUUGGUUCGGCCUGCACCACCCAAAUGGGAUGAGGACAGUGGUCAGCAGAGUGAGGCUUGCCCAUUGGAUUACCUUUCUAAAAAUACUCCAGUGGAGUCCUCCAGGAGGGUUGAAUGUAAGCCCCCUCCCCCACUCUAUGUACCUGAGGACUGUAACAUGUACAACACGGGACAACAGGACAACACGGAGCCCACUGCCAUCAUAUCUGAUGAUGCAGCACUUGAACAGAAGAAGAAGAACUGCUUCAAGCGCUUCUGUUCCUGGAUGAAGAGAACGUUCUGCUGUUGCAUCAGAGUUGACAAUGACAAGGGCUGAAUUGCUCUGUGAAAGUUUUUAGCACAACACCUUGCUUGAUGGUUUUCACUCAGGAAAUAUAGAGGGAUAGAGGUGAUGUCACCAUCACAUGCCUACCCUAUCACAUGUAAACUGACGUGUCUGCGUCGGUUUACUCUAGGUCCCAGUUCCAAAAACAUGCAGGUUAGGUUGAUUGGAGACUCUAAAUUGACACUAGAUCUCAUUUUGGUCAUUCUAAACUGACAAAAGAAAGGAAGACUACAAUCAACAACAAGUCAAUGAACACUUUAAAAACAAAAUUCACAAGUUUUUUUUCAACUUUUAGAAAAGCAAGGUGAACCACUAAUAUAUUUUUCUGUAUAUAUGGCCUGUGAUACCAGGAAUCAUUGUACCCAACCCAACCGGUCAAAGCAGAUGGCCGCCCACCAAGAGCCGGGGUCUGCUUGAGGUUUCUACCCGUUA